AUGAACUGGGACCCGGCUACUGGUCAGAUUAUAUUCACUCUUGAGGGACAUAGUCGUGAAGUUUUCUCUGUGGCCUGGUCACCAGAUGGAAGCCGACUCGCAUUAGCUUCCUUCGAUAUAACCAUCAGGAUCUGGGAUGCGGACACUGGCCACAGCGUGUUAACCCUCCAUUCUGGUUUCGUCGCUGAUUCUAACCAUCUGCAUACGAGACUUGGUAUAUUUUAUUUGUGUUCAAAUGAUUGUAAUACAUCUCUGCCUCAUGGGUAUGACUUAAGCAAAGAUAAAAUCUGGGUUACCUACGACGUAUUUAAUCUGCUAUGGUUAUCUGUGGAGUUAAGACCGAUCAUCUGCUCUCAAAUUGCCAUCACAGGCACACGGUUGGCGAUUGGAUGCUCAUCAGAUCGUGUUAUCCUCCUCACUCUGACUAGUGAGGCCGGAAAACUGGCCGUGGUUUAA
Penicillium odoratum is the source of this 456-nucleotide messenger RNA. Its product is annotated as WD40 repeat domain-containing protein. Gene Ontology annotation, molecular function: protein binding. NCBI's taxonomy places the organism in Eukaryota, Fungi, Ascomycota, Eurotiomycetes, Eurotiales, Aspergillaceae. The record is from RefSeq and is a predicted model, not a curated record. The transcript is spliced from 2 exons. The coding region runs from base 1 to 456 and encodes 151 amino acids.